AUGAUACCUAUAGCAGCUGAUUGCCCAGUCACUGUGAUAACCAUACAGCAAAGGUUGCCUAGCCGAGGUUUCCAUCUAAAUGUCAAACGGGCAGAGUCGAUACACCUCCACUUGUUGCACCGUGACCGGGUCACUGCGGGGGCGCGGGGUGCGAGCGGCGCGGGAGACCAACCCCCAGCAUCGGUCAACGACCCACUGGACGCACCCUGUCGCAUCCAACCUAUUUUAAGAACAGAUCUCUAUGGAACGCGAUCUAGUACACAUCUCGAACGUCGUGAUAACGUGGUAUUCAAAACAACCUCAAGCCUGAAUAGAAAAUUAAGCUUGGGCGGCCUAAAUGCUGGGUUGCAUAAUAGAGGCUGGCGUUUGGUGACGUCAGGGGGCUGGAGAGGCGCGCCGCGGGCGCGGCAGCAGGCGCCCAUUCAUGGGCCUCCACUCACACACACAUACACCACCCUCACACACGGCCACGAGGUCAUACCGUUGUGAUUUUCGUUAUGACGUCACCCGCUCCCGACCAAUCACAGCGCAGAUCCAUUCAAGCCUAACUCCUGAAGGGAAUUUUGUGCGGGAUGAAAGCAGCAGUCGACGGACGAUCGCCGCGAUGGCGGUAGCCGUGCACCUCGUAGCUCCCCGCGGUCUUGUAUCGGGAUACAAAAAUUUAUGUUUGAUAAAAGUUUGUUAAAGUUUCUAAGUUUUUUGUAAUAGAAAGACUUUCUAAAUAAUGAUAAAAUUGGCAUGAUUUUCGAUAAGGAUCGCCUGUCUUCAAUACUUUGGAAUAGGUAAGUAAUUAAAAAUACAGGAACUUGCAGUAUUAAACAAGGGAAGUUCUAAGUUAUUCGUAGCUUACCAUAGUGAGCACGUGUAUUAGGUCUACGAGCGCUACGCUACGAUGCUACGCCGCCUACGCGCUGUCUGGCUCGUAGCUCCGUAGACUCGCCCACGCUUUGAAACUUCCCUACAGACGAAACGUGCC
This is a messenger RNA of Spodoptera littoralis (African cotton leafworm), 976 nucleotides long. NCBI's taxonomy places the organism in Eukaryota, Metazoa, Arthropoda, Insecta, Lepidoptera, Noctuidae. The record is from the annotation of a GenBank genome assembly.